Molecule: messenger RNA, 3469 nt
Organism: Bombina bombina (fire-bellied toad)
Lineage: Eukaryota; Metazoa; Chordata; Amphibia; Anura; Bombinatoridae
Gene: CTNNAL1
Product: catenin alpha like 1
Exons: 19
Coding region: 229-2523 (764 amino acids)
Biological process (GO): cell adhesion; Rho protein signal transduction
Molecular function (GO): cadherin binding; actin filament binding
Source: RefSeq, a predicted model, not a curated record
UGUGCAGCGUGGGUCUGAGUCUGUGAUGUAUAUUUCUGUGUAGUUGUAGUUCGGGAUCUCUGGUGUUUUUGGAGGCGUGAUAUCUUGUUUAGAGCACCAGUGAGAGCUUGAGUGGAACACAAGAGUCUCAUCCAGUGUACUAAGCACUUGCCCACAGUGGGUCUGCAGAUCAGAGUGGGAACUGCAGGCACUGAUUGUCGCUCAAAGCCUGGGACUGAUCUGCGAGCUAUGGCCACCUCUCCAUGCAGCAGCAGUGGGGUCUCCUCUUCAUCCUCCUCUGGAUUCAGCAUGGAUACCGGACUGGAAAUCAAAACCAAAUCCGUGGAGCAGACUCUUGUUCCCCUUGUGUCUCAGAUAACAACUCUUAUUAACCAUAAAGAAAAACCAAAGAAAUCGGAAAAGACUCUGCAAGCGAUACAAAGGGUGGGCCAGGCGGUAAACCAAGCCGUGGGGAGGUUUGUGACUGUAGGUGAAACCAUAGCCAAUGAAAACCGUGAACUGAAAGAGGAAAUGAGUUUUGCCUGCAGUGAGGCCAGGCGAGCUGGAGAAACUAUUGCACAACUCACUGACAUGAACAUCGGGGAGAGGACAGAUCCUAAUGGUUGUGUUACCAUUUUCACUGAUAAGACAGGAGUGGUUAAAGCUGCCAGGCUUCUUCUCUCUUCAGUUACCAAGGUUCUGGUGCUGGCAGACAGGAUUGUUGUGAAACAAAUUAUCACCUCCAGAAACAAGGUUCUUGCAACUAUGGAGCACCUUGAGAAAGUAAAUAGCUUUCAGGAAUUUGUGCAGAUAUUCAGUCAAUUUGGAAAUGAAAUGGUUGAAUUUGCGCAUCUUACAGGAGACAGACAAAAUGAUCUGAAAAAUGAGAAGAAAAAAGCAAGUAUGGCAGCAGCCAGAGCAGUGCUUGAAAAAUGCACCAUGAUGUUGCUCACGGCUUCUAAAACUUGUCUAAGACAUCCUGACUGUGAAUCUGCUCGUCUAAAUAAAGAGGGUGUCUUCCAAAGAAUGCGAAUGGCAUUGGAGCAAGUCAUAGAAAUUGUGACAGACUCCCGACCUAAUGGAGAGGCUGAAGUAGCUCCGAUCAGUAUCUAUACAGGCAUCAGAGAGUUCAAGAGUAAAGUUGAAGGACUCAGAGAGAACCUUUAUUUCCUAUCUAAGGAGAAUAUAUCCACGCUGUUGGAGGUUAUUCUGGAACAUACAGAAGACUUCACAGACUCUGCGUAUACCAGCCAUGAAAACAGAGAAAGGAUUUUAGAAUUAUCCAACCAAGCCAAGAUGGACCUAGAACAGCUGGUUUCAGUAUGGAUGCAAGCUCAAACCCAAAAGACAAAGGAUAUUAUUGAAGAUUUAGAAAUAGCCAUCCUGAAAACCUGCCAGUGCAUUAUGGAACUGAAACGAGAACUUCAUAAUGCAGCUACAAUCCUGGCAGCAGACCUUCUAAAAUACCAUGCAGACCACAUGGUCAUGAAAGCACUGAAAAUUGCUGGAGUGGAAGGAAACCUGGAAGUCGUGGCUGAAUAUACCUGCAAGCUAUCUGAACAGAAGGAACAACUUGUUGAAACGUGCAGGUUGUUGAGACAUGUCUCCGGCACAGAACCUCUGGAAAUAACGUGCAUUCAUGCAGAAGACACCUUUCAGGUGACUGGUCCACAGAUUGUAUCAGCAGCGGAAACUCUAGCGCUUCAUCCAAGUAGUAAGAUUGCUAAAGAAAAUUUGGACGUGUUUUGUGAAGCCUGGGAGUCCCAACUAAGCGACAUGUCCAUUUUAUUGAGAGAAAUUAAUGAUGUGUUUGAAGGAAGAAGAGGAGAAAAGCGUGCCUAUCUUUCCCUUCCCAGACCAGGGAAACAUAGUGGAACACUGAAAACAUUAAAGCCUGUGAAGCUUGAUGGGGAGGAGCAGGGGAAAAUUGCCAAGCUGGGACUUGAGCUACGUUUACUUACAUCAGAUGUGGAUUCAGAAACUGAAAAAUGGGAAGAUCAAGAUAAUGAAGUGGUUAGACAUGGGCAGACUAUGUCCAGCAUGGCAUACAGCAUGUAUUUGUUUACCAGGGGAGAAGGGUUGCUCAAGACUACUCAAGAUUUAUUUCACCAAGCUGAGGUUUUCUCCGCUGCUGGGUUGAAGCUUUCCUCUAUUCUCCAUGCCUUUUCUAAUCAGCUUGAAGAUGACGACAAACCUUUACUCCUACUGGAAAUUGAAAAACUUAUCCCACUGAGCCAGCAGCUGCAGAUAACAGCCAGGACGCCUGUGCAGGGUAAAACCGCUACUUUCACAAAGGUUGACACCUGUAUUCAGAAGUCAAAGGUUAUUAUGAUGAUAGUGUCACAAGUCCUUCCAAUUUGCUGCAAGUUAUUACGUAAGUGCAAAUCGGGUAAUGGAUGUUUCCGAUCCCCACAACCAUGGAGGGAAAACCGAAUACAAAAUGUGACAAACGAGGAUAAUUUGGAGGGAAAAUCUGUAGAAGCUUUUGGAGUGAAAUCCUUGGAGCAUCAUGUAGCCAAUCUCACAUUUUUAGAGAGCAAGUAGCAACUGCAAAGAAUGAAAGAUUUCAGUAAAAUGUUAUUGGAUGCAAGCAAAGAAGUUUCUCUUGUAAGGGGAACAACAGACUAUUUAAUACAUUUGUUGAAGUGUUUAUUUUUUUGCCCCGACCUUCUCAUCUUUUUGGAACCAUUGUACAUCAUAAACAAAUUUACUUGUCAGGUUGAAACAUCAUUUGUUAUAAAAUGUGAAUGUUUUGUUCUGUUCAUCAUUAGCAUUGUUAAAUUGUUAUCAAAAGCUCUGUUGUGAAGUUUUUAAUGGAAAUUUUAAUCCAAAGAUGCUGCUACCGUUUGUAUGUGUGCGUUAUGCAAAAACCAAUAAGAAAAAAAUAGCAUUGUUUCAAUAUGCUGCUUUACAAUAUGCCGUCACCAUCUCUCGUUUUUUGUUGUUUUAUCCAAUGUAAAUGUAUCUGUUUACCUUUUAUCAGGGCAGCGUGUUGUGGUGGUCCAAAGUACUCAUCAUCCAAUGUCUUAAAAUGUAUUUUCCAUUUUCACAACAGAAAAACAGCACACUCCCAACAUUUUACCUGUCACUUUUGAAAAGCUUGAAUGAAAAAAAAAUAGUGUUUUUGUAAAUUUGCUGCUGGAAUCUUUAAAUUUUAUUGAAAAAAAAGACGACUUCCGUAAAGAAAUCUAUUUUGCGAUUUAGUUUGGUUAUGUAUAUAAGGAUUACGGAGAUCAUAGAUGGAUCGGUUUUUAAAUCCUUAGCUGCUGGGGAGGCCGGACAUGUGGAAUGUAGAAUCCUCCAGUUUUUCUCUUCACUCCUAUAGAUUUUCAUUGCUUUACUCCAAUUCAUAGGUUUUAAGUUGCAUGUAGUAAAAGUUAUCUUUUCUCAGAAUGUAUACCAUAUUUAAGUUUCAUGAAUAUGUAGUUUUUUUACAUUAACAUUUACAAUGUAAGAUUCUAUUUUUAAAAUAAAAUUCUAAUGAACCUUU